GUAGCUAAUAUGUCUAUGAAUACAGAGAUUCCUGACUCAUCAGAGGACUGUCUUUACCUGAACAUCUACACACCUUCUAAACCUGGAGCAAAUGACAAGUUGCCGGUUAUGGUUUGGAUUCAUGGCGGAGGUUUUUACCUAUGGUCAGCUUCCAUUUUUGACGGACAUGUUUUGGCUGCCUAUCAGGAUGUAGUUGUAGUCCUGAUUCAAUACAGGCUUGGUCUGCUUGGAUUUUUCAGCACGGGAGAUGAACAUGCUCCAGGAAACUAUGGUCUUCUGGAUCAGGUUGCAGCUCUUCAGUGGGUUCAGGAGAACAUCCACAGCUUUGGUGGAGAUCCUGGAUUGGUGACCAUCUUUGGAGAGUCUGCUGGAGGAGUCAGUGUGUCUUUACAGGUUCUUUCUCCAUUAUCCUUAAACUUGUUUCAUUAUGCCAUCGCAGAGAGUGGUAUGGCAGCAAUGGAUUCCCAUAGUUUCAACCCUCUGCCAACAGCCCAAUUUGUAGGAAAUAUAUCUGGCUGUGAUAUUUCCUGCUCAAAGAAGAUUGUUGACUGCGUGAUGCAGAUGUCAGAAGACAACACCUUGAAGAUUGCUAGGGAACAACCAAUGCUUUGUUUUGGAGUGACAAUCGAUGGCCAGUUCCUUCCAAAACUUGUAGACGAGCUUCUUCAAUCCCAAGAGUUUAACAAAGUGAAUUACCACAGAGAUGAAAUUUAUUUUGUUUUUGGUUACUGCUUCGGAAAAGGACAUGUAAAACAGGAAGAAGUCUCAGAGGAAGAGAAUGAACUAUGUAAAACUGCCAUGGCUUAUUGGGGAAAUUUUGCUCGCACUGGGUCUCCGAAUGGUUCGGGCCUCAUAAAGUGGCCUAAAUAUGUAGCUGAGGCUGAGUACCUCUGCAUUGGAUUGGAACAAAAACCUGGGAAAAACUUCAAGGGAAAACACUUUAAUUUCAUGACCCAAAAACUUCCACAGAUAAUAAAAGAGUGGAAGGAAGGACCUGUAGUGCAAACAAAAUUAGGAUCUCUGAGAGGUGCCUUCCUGACUGUUAAGGGCAAGGACACAAUUGUCAGCAGCUAUCUAGGUGUACCAUUUGCCAAGCCCCCCUGUGGGCCCCUGAGACUGGCUCGGCCCCAGCCUGCAGAGAAAUGGGACGAAGUGAGAGAUGCAACCAAACAGCCACCCAUGUGCCUCCAGGACAGGCAAGUUAGUUUGGCUGAACUUAAGUUUUUCUCUAUGGAUGUGGAGAUUCCUGAGGUCUCAGAGGACUGCUUGUAUCUUAACAUCUACUCUCCAGUCAAACCUGGUGAAAAGGCUAAGCUACCAGUGAUGGUUUGGAUUCAUGGUGGAGGAUUUGCUCUUGGUGCAGCUUCGAAGUAUGAUGGCUCUGUUCUGUCAGCAUAUCAGGAUGUGGUUGUGGUGCUGAUUCAGUACAGAUUGGGUCUGCUGGGAUUCUUUAGUCCUAACAGAGAGAGAACCCAAAUACAGGUGAGUAACACAGGUUUAUUUGAAAAAAGCUAACUCAGCAAACAGCCCAAAAUGGUCAAAAUCUUUAAUCCUUAGCCAAGAAACAGUCACGGGUAAGCAGGAAACAUCUUGGAGGCAAAUCCACAGGUGCAGGCUGCUGCUGAAAUCAAGACAGGCAGACGUCAAAA
This is a messenger RNA of Labeo rohita (rohu), 1649 nucleotides long. RefSeq names its product liver carboxylesterase 1-like. The record is from RefSeq and is a predicted model, not a curated record. NCBI's taxonomy places the organism in Eukaryota, Metazoa, Chordata, Actinopteri, Cypriniformes, Cyprinidae.